GUAACUAUCACAGUCAAGUAGCUUCUUCUAUUCCCUCCCGCACAACCACCACCACCUCCUGCAGACUCUCUUCGUUCUCUUUCCCAAGGUGGCAAGAUGCUUCUCGUUUGCUCUUGGAAUAAUGAGAAGAGAAAGUUUUCCAUAAUAUGGAUCAGGCUCAGGUGAAACUUGAGGUUGGCAGGCUUCGCUUGAAAAUGUCUCCAUGGCUGCCAACUGAAGAACUCCCAUGGUAUUUUCUGUUAAACAUAGUAAUGAUUCUGGUGUUGGCAGUGACAAGAACAGUCGCACAGUCGUUCGAGCCCUUGCAUCCAAGUUCUUCAGUGUGUAAAAUUCAGACAACAACACUGACUUGCAAUGUGAAGGAUAACAAGAAAUACCGACUGGAGAGCAUCAAGUGGGACACAUUCCAUGAAGUUAUCAUCAACAAUGCAAGUCACCUGAUCCUGGAGGAGCCCCUGUGUACUGACCAGAUCAAGAAAGUGAAGGUAUACUACGCUGACCAAGUCACCACCGAGCAAGGCGAUGAAAAUUGCUACCAACAACUUUACCUUUACAACAGCCUGCAUGUGACCAUCGAAGAAGGAGUUAACCUCCUACAGAUGUUCUCUUCGGAAGCACGCAAAGUAAUCCUUCCCCUUGGGAGCUUUCACCUUACAGACACGCAGGUGGGAGAAGCAAACUUGACAGUGGACAAUGGUAAGUCCAUCAUGACCAGCUCUACUACAAUCCAGGUGGUGAAGGGGCUGGUGGUUAAAGGAUUGGCGGUGCUGAGUAUGGAGAACACCUCACUGGGCAGGCUGGAGGGAUUCAUCUACGACUCCGAUCAGCACGGAGAACUCAAGGACGUAACAGUGGAUUCUGUGGCCUCUUACGGCUUCCAGGUGGUCAGGGGCAUCCUUAAACUUGACAAUGUCUUCAUCAAGAACAUAGCGUCCUUUGGUUUGCUGGUGGUGCAAGACGCGAAACUCAUCCUCCAACACUGUGUGAUUGAGACCGCCGUGUACGAGAGCAUUCUCAUCAGCGAUGGAGGCACUAUAAUCUUCAAGAAUGUGACAAUCAGCCAAGAUCACAAAGUCUUCUUUACUUUAUCAAGUGCGUUCGGAAAGCUGUACCCGCUGGCUUUCUUGGAAAACCGAUCCAUCUCAACAUCAGGAUGGAUCGCGAUCGCAGUGUUCACUGGAGCGACGGUUGGUGCCGCAGCGGGCUUUACUUUGAUGAUUGUAGUGCAGCGGCGCUUCAAAUCCUCGAGGUCUAAGACGGACACCACCAACCACACUGAGCAGACCACAUCCCAGAGUGCUUUGAGUCCAAACUCCUACAAACAUAUGGACCAAUUCACUCCAACCCCAUCAAGGCCAAACAAGGCAGACAGAGAGCAGCAGGUUGAUGCAAUGCAAGGCCCAUCCAUCGAGCUGGCACCCAGGGCACCUAUAUCACAAAGACCCCAAGUGCCUUUGCCACACGGAAGUUCGGCCUUAACGAUGACAGCUCAAAACUUGUCUAAAUCUAGCACCGUCAAUGAAUACCUUAAUUCGAAAGAUAGGGAUGAACGGGAUGUUCUGCCGUUACCGCCUCCACCUCCGCUGCCCGCAGAAGAUGAAGAACUGUACGAUGACGUGCAAGCCGCAAGCAGCCCGGAAGGAAAAAUAUUCCCUCUCCCUUCCGAAGUGCCGAAUUUACCACGCUUUUACAAGAAAUAGCCUUAGCACGUGAAAUUACUUCGGUGAAAUCAAAGAAAUGCACUAGGUGUGUGUGUGUGUGUGUGUGUGUGUGUGUGUGUGUGUGUGUGUGUGUGUGUGUGUGUGUGUGUGUGUGUGUGUGUGUGUGUGUGUGUGUGUGUGUAUGUGUGUGUGUGUGUGUGUGUGUGUGUGUGUGUGUGUGUGUGUGUGUGUGUGUGUGUGUGUUUUCAUUACACUGCAACAAUUAGCUUUUUUUUUCCAUUUUCCGUCUUUUUUCCAUCACGAAUUUGAAAUGAGCCUGAUCCUGGUCCUCGUGUCAUUGAGUCAGUUUCAGCAAAUUAAAGAAAAUCACUCAGAAGCUAAAUCCUCAUGCCAAACAACAAGUAUGUAAAAUAAAAGACUUAUCCAAUCAGUUUUUUGUAAUGUACCGAAUUUAUCAAUGAAAUUAUACACACCACCACCACUACCAACAACAAUCAAUAACCAACGCCACCACAAACAAAAAGGAUGACAAUCACGACCACCACCAACAACAGAAACAGUAACAGCAGUACAUACAGUAGUAGUAGUAAUAGUAGUAGUAGUAGUAGUAGUAGUGAUUACAAAAAUAUUGACGAUUAUUCUAUUAUUAGUUCUACUACUGCCACCAAUAUUAUUACUACUAAACGACCAUUAUGAAUAGAAUGGUAAUAGUAUCAUCCCAUCUCCGCCUGCUUAUCCCCAGAAAUACGCCAUAAAACAUGUCUCUUGUAGCGUGCGCGCGCACAUACUAAAGCACAAACAUGUGCACGCCCACACAUAUCUGUAGGUCUUUCCAUUAAACAUUUAGAAAACGCUACUAGUAUAUGAUUUGAGGAACAACCUCUGUGAAAUCCAUGUUGACUACUUAAAGUUACUUAUUUCUCUUGAAGUAAGCAGUGAGGUAUACUGGAACAGCUCCUCUACUCUUUAGGUCAGUACAGUAUCAAUCAUUACGAUUGCAUGCCAUAUGACAUUGCGGUCACUCUGAGGGCUAGGUACAGACUGCUUCACGAGGUGUUUUUAGAAAGUUUCGUUCAGCAUCCUAAAUUACGGCAACCUCUUCACCAUGACCUUUUUUUUCUGUAUUAUCAUUGUGUCUGCCACUGUACAAUGUGCAAAAUAAUUUCAUAGAUUAUGCAUGUUGAUUAUGCUUUUGUCACAAGGGCUUUUUUUUGUUGAUGUCUCUUCCUCUUAGUUUUUAAUUAAUUAGGUUUUUAUAAAAAAAAUUUGGGGUAUUUAUUUAAAGUUAGUAUUGAAUUACUUUUGCUUUGACUUAGCUUAUUGUUCAAUUUAAUUUUGAUUUAGGUGUUGUCAAUACAUAUAGAAAUAUUAUAUUAGCUGCCACCAGUCAUGGUUUCUGUCAAAAAAUUCUGACCUUGCUUUAUACGGCAGCGUUUUAGCCGGAGGGCUUUAAGGCACUGGAAAAAAAAAAAAAAAAAAGAACUCCAUGACAACCAAAUUGAGUUUUAUUAAAGUUAGC
Molecule: messenger RNA, 3180 nt
Organism: Scylla paramamosain (green mud crab)
Lineage: Eukaryota; Metazoa; Arthropoda; Malacostraca; Decapoda; Portunidae
Exons: 4
Coding region: 147-1700 (517 amino acids)
Source: RefSeq, a predicted model, not a curated record